Molecule: messenger RNA, 987 nt
Organism: Canariomyces notabilis
Lineage: Eukaryota; Fungi; Ascomycota; Sordariomycetes; Sordariales; Chaetomiaceae
Product: protein prenylyltransferase
Exons: 1
Coding region: 1-987 (328 amino acids)
Biological process (GO): protein prenylation
Cellular component (GO): cytoplasm
Molecular function (GO): protein prenyltransferase activity
Source: RefSeq, a predicted model, not a curated record
AUGUCUCGUGCCUUGGAUAGCGGGACGAAAGCGUCUCUAAGAUCUGGAGAUCCCACUGCUGCAUAUCAGGCCAUUUCCGACGUCCUGAUGUCGUCAAGGGACGGUCUCUUGGAAAUUGAGAUUCUCGGCCCAACCCAUCUGGGCGCAGGACAAUACGUCGUUCGGGAUGGGAGCGCCGUAGGCAUUCCAAAAAUUGGUCUCGUCAAGGCUUUUUUGGUCGCCAGGAAGCAUUUGAGGGACCACCUCGAUGGCGCUACACCACUGACCGAGGAUGCCGUGCUCGCAGCGACAGCCGUGAUCUUACUCCUUGAUCCAGAAUACCUCACGGCCGCCAACUCCCGCAAGCGUCUUAUACAGCGGCAGCUGUCGCUUGACGGCGAUGCACACUCGAGGCUGCAAAGGGAAAGGCGCUUCGUCGACAGCCUUCUUACGAGCAGAUUACAUAGGCACACAAAGUCGCCUACUCUUUGGAGCCACCGCCGCUGGCUGCUCGGUGAAUUCCAGAAGUUUGGCAUGCCCGUGGAUGCGCUCGGAGACAUCACGACCGUCGUGUUUGUGGCGGGUGAGAGACAUCCACGAAACUACUACGCCUGGUGUCAUGCUCGGCUCUUGGUGAGCCUGGACAAGCGUCCAAACGACCAAGAGAUAUUGGCGGCCGUGAAGACGUGGUGUUUCCAACACCACACUGAUAUCUCCGGCUGGUCGUUCCUCCACUUUCUGCUCCGCCUCGACGACGGGCGGGAUACUGAGGCUGCCUGUUCGAUAUUCGAUGAAGUCCUGAAGCUGGUCAGCUCACUCAGCCUAGCAAACGAGUCUGUCUGGGUUUUCCUUCGGACUCUGGCAGCGUCAGGCCUAGUAGGAGAUAAGCAAUUCGCCCAGCUCGUCGACAUUCAGCAAAGCCUUCUCGGCACGUUGAACACCCUAACAGACCAGGCAGUGCUGCAGGCCGCCGUGGAUUGGUGUCAAACAUACCGCUACAGGACGUGA